GCAGAGCCUCGACAAAGCAGCGGAGAAAUGAAGAAGAAAUAAAUCAGCGAUUACAGACGGCCAUGUUUAACAAUUCCAUGGGUGCAAAUUUGGGGCAAGCAGCGUCAGGCACUAAAGACUCUCCGGUGGCCUCACAACCUACCACUGGGCCCCGGGGUCAAAUGCCUUCGACAACUGACGACUCUCUCCAUCAGGAGGAUCAACAACACAACAGAGCUCAUCCGCUGUCAAACAUCCAAGAGCAACAGCAUCAGGCGGGUUUCAGUUUACUCUCUGCUAUUGCUGAGCAACCAGGUCAACCACAUUUCAUCAGUGGACAUCUUUUUAAUCAGAUACCACAGAGGUCACAACUCAUCACAGGGCCCCGGGGUCAAAUGCCUUCGACAACUGACGACUCUCUCCAUCAGGAGGAUCAACAACACAACAGAGCUCAUCCGCUGUCAAACAUCCAAGAGCAACAGCAUCAGGCGGGUUUCAGUUUACUCUCUGCUAUUGCUGAGCAACCAGGUCAACCACAUUUCAUCAGUGGACAUCUUUUUAAUCAGAUACCACAGAGGUCACAACUCAUCACAGAUAAUGAAGCUGUAAAUACAGCUCAUGAGCAUACAGAUACAGAUAAUGAGCAGAAGAAGAGAAGAGAAGACUGGCUAAGGAGACAAGAAAACCAGAUAAAGGAACAGAGAACACAGCUGAAGAAAGAGGAAGAUCAGCUAAAAGACAAUAAAGACCAGCUAAAUAAACGAGAUGACCAGGUAAAGAAACAGAGAACCCAGCUGAAAAGAGAGGAAGAUCAGCUGAAGAAAAGAGGAGAAGAGCUAAUGAAACAAGAAGAGCUGAUAGACAAAAAGAGCAGGCAACUGGAAAAAGAGCAAUAUCACCUGACAGGAAGAGAAAACCAGCUAAACAGACAAGUAGAGCAUUUAAAGAAACAAAGAAAGAAACUGAACAAUGAGAAUGAUCAGGUGAAAGACAGUGAAGACCAACUAAACAGACAAGUAGAGCAUUUAAAGGAACAGAGAAGGAAACUGAAGAACCAGAAUGAUCAGGUGAAAAACAGUGAAGACCAGCUAAAUAAAGAAGAAGAGCAGGUAAAGGAACAGAGAAGGAAACUGAAGAAUGAGAAUGAUCAGAAAAAAGACAGUGAAGACCUGCUAAAUAAACAAGAAGAGCAGAUAAAGGAACAGAGAACGAAACUGAAGAACCAGAAUGAUCAGGAAAAAGACAGUGAAGACCCACUAAAUAAACAAGAAGAGCAGAUAAAGGAACAGAGAAGGAAACUGAAGAACGAGAAUGAUCAGGAAAAAGACAGUGAAGACCUACUAAAUAAACAAGAAGAGCAGAUAAAGGAACAGAGAAGGAAACUGAAGAACGAGAAUGAUCAGGAAAAAGACAGUGAAGACCAGCUAAAUAAACAAGAAGAGCAGAUAAAGGAACAGAGAACGAAACUGAAGACCCAGAAUGAUCAGGAAAAAGACAGUGAAGACCCACUAAAUAAACAAGAAGAGCAGAUAAAGGAACAGAGAACGAAACUGAAGAACGAGAAUGAUCAGGAAAAAGACAGCGAAGACCAGCUAAAUAAACAAGAAGAGAAUAUAAAGGAAAAGAGGACACAGCUGAAUAAAGAGGAAAAGAAUGAGAAUGAUGAAGUGAAAGAUAGUGAAGACCAGCUAAACAGACAAGUAGAGCAUUUAAAGGAACAGAGAAGGAAACUGAAGAAUGAGAAUGAUCAGGUGAAAGACAGUGAAGACCAGCUAAAUAAACAAGAAGAGCAGAUAAAGGAACAGAGAACCAAACUGAAGAACCAGAAUGAUCAGGAAAAAGACAGUGAAGACCUGCUAAAUAAACAAGAAGAGCAGAUAAAGGAACAGAGAAGGAAACUGAAGAACGAGAAUGAUCAGGAAAAAGACAGUGAAGACCUACUAAAUAAACAAGAAGAGCAGAUAAAGGAACAGAGAAGGAAACUGAAGAACGAGAAUGAUCAGGAAAAAGACAGUGAAGACCAGCUAAAUAAACAAGAAGAGCAGAUAAAGGAACAGAGAACGAAACUGAAGACCCAGAAUGAUCAGGAAAAAGACAGUGAAGACCCACUAAAUAAACAAGAAGAGCAGAUAAAGGAACAGAGAACGAAACUGAAGAACGAGAAUGAUCAGGAAAAAGACAGCGAAGACCAGCUAAAUAAACAAGAAGAGAAUAUAAAGGAAAAGAGGACACAGCUGAAUAAAGAGGAAAAGAAUGAGAAUGAUGAAGUGAAAGAUAGUGAAGACCAGCUAAACAGACAAGUAGAGCAUUUAAAGGAACAGAGAAGGAAACUGAAGAAUGAGAAUGAUCAGGUGAAAGACAGUGAAGACCUGCUAAAUAAACAAGAAGAGCAGAUAAAGGAACAGAGAAGGAAACUGAAGAACCAGAAUGAUCAGGAAAAAGACAGUGAAGACCCACUAAAUAAACAAGAAGAGCAGAUAAAGGAACAGAGAAGGAAACUGAAGAACGAGAAUGAUCAGGAAAAAGACAGUGAAGACCUACUAAAUAAACAAGAAGAGCAGAUAAAGGAACAGAGAAGGAAACUGAAGAACGAGAAUGAUCAGGAAAAAGACAGUGAAGACCAGCUAAAUAAACAAGAAGAGCAGAUAAAGGAACAGAGAACGAAACUGAAGACCCAGAAUGAUCAGGAAAAAGACAGUGAAGACCCACUAAAUAAACAAGAAGAGCAGAUAAAGGAACAGAGAACGAAACUGAAGAACGAGAAUGAUCAGGAAAAAGACAGUGAAGACCAGCUAAAUAAACAAGAAGAGCAGAUAAAGGAACAGAGAAGGAAACUGAAGAACGAGAAUGAUCAGGUGAAAGACAGUGAAGACCUGCUAAAUAAACAAGAAGAGCAGAUAAAGGAACAGAGAACGAAGCUGAAGAACCAGAAUGAUCAGGAAAAAGACUGUGAAGACCUGCUAAAUAAACAAGAAGAGCAGAUAAAGGAACAGAGAACGAAACUGAAGAACCAGAAUGAUCAGGAAAAAGACAGCGAAGACCAGCUAAAUAAACAAGAAGAGAAUAUAAAGGAAAAGAGGACACAGCUGAAUAAAGAGGAAAAGAAUGAGAAUGAUGAAGUGAAAGAUAGUGAAGACCAGCUAAACAGACAAGUAGAGCAUUUAAAGGAACAGAGAAGGAAACUGAAGAAUGAGAAUGAUCAGGUGAAAGACAGUGAAGACCAGCUAAAUAAACAAGAAGAGCAGAUAAAGGAAAAGAGUACACAGCUGAAGGAAGAGAAAAAUCAGCUGAAAGACAAUGAAGACCCACUAAAUAAACAAGAAUGGCAGACAAAGGAACAGAGAAGGAAACUGAAAAAUGAGAAUGAUCAGGUGAAAGGAAGUGAAGACCCGCUAAAUAAACAAGAAGAGCAGAUAAAGGAAAAGAGUACACAGCUGAAUAAAGAGGAAAAUCAGCUGAAAGACAGUGAAAACCAGCUAAACAAAGAAGAAGAGCAGGUAAAGGAACAGAGAAGGAAACUGAAGAACCAGAAUGAUCAGGAAAAAGACAGUGAAGACCAGCUAAAUAAACAAGAAGAGCAGAUAAAGGAAAAGAGUACACAGCUGAAUAAAGAGGAGAAUCAGCUGAAAGACAGUGAAGACUGGCUAAAUAAACGAGAAGAGCAGAUAGAGGAACAGAGUAUGCAGAGUGAAAAUGGUCAGGUGAAGGGAACCAAAGACCAGAUGAGGAGAUAUGAAGAGGACAUCAAAAAAUGCAAAAGACAAUUAGAGAAAAAUCCAGAUCAGUUUAUACGAUGUGAAAACCAGCUGAUGAGAGAUGAGCAGAUAGAGAGAUUGAAGAGAAAGUUGGACGGAAUGGAAGACAAGCAAAGUAGAGAAAAAGAGCUGAUAAUGGAAUGGAAAAAAAAACUAGAGGUAAGGGAAGAGCAGCUAAAGAGGGAUGAAGAGCAGUUAGAAGAAUGGACAACACAGUUUAAGAAAGAAGAAGAUCAAGUAAAGGAAAAAGAAAAACAGCAAAGGAGAGAUGAAGAACAGAUACAUGAACGGAAAACAAAGUUUAAGAAAGAUGAAGAUCAACUAAAGGAAAAUGAAAACCAACUAAGGAGAGAUGAAGAAAAAAUAAAGGACCAAAGAAUGCAACAGAAUAAAGAAGAAGAUCAGCUGAAGGGAAGGGAAGACCAGCUAAAGAGAUGUGAAGAACAGAUAAAUGAAUGGAAAACACAGUUUAAGAAAGAAGAAGAUCAAAUAAAUGAAAGAGAAAACCAGCUAAAGACAGAUGAAGAAAAGAUAAACAAAUGGAAAAUGAACUUAAAGGAAGAACAAGAUAAAUUAAAGAAAAAGGAAGACCAGCUAAGGACAGAGCAAGAGCAGAUAAAAGAAAGUAAAAGACAUUUAAAGGGAGAACAGGAUCAGCUGAAGGAUGAGAAUGAGGAGCAGACAAGAAGGAUGGAGCAGCUAAAUGAACAGGAAAAGAGGCUGGAAGAAUUUAAUACAAAUCUCUGCAGGCAGCAGACUGAUUUAGGAAAAAGAUCACAGGAUCUAAAGAAAAGAGAGGAGAGGAGAGAGAUACAGUUAGAAACGAUAGAGAGACUGGAUAAUGAGAUCAACGCACAAACCAGAGUGAUUGAACACUUAACAAAGAUGAAACAAGAAAAGGAAGAGGAGAUGAAAAAGGAUGAAGAAAGUAAGAAAGAGCAGGCUUUACAGAUAGAGAGAAAUGAUGAGAAACUGAAAACACAGGAAGAGAAGCUACAGAAGCUUAAAACUGACAUACAGAAUAUGAAGAAACAGAAGCUGAGAGAGAAACAGUGGAUAGAGGAGGAGAACAAAACUUUAAAAAGACAAUGGACAGAAAUAGAGAAUGAGAAAGAGAAGAUUCAGAAACAAGAGAGAGUUAACAAAGAGGAGAUAAACAGACAGGAGAUACAAAAACUAAAAAAUGCAGAGAAGAUUAAAGUUCAGACAGCUCUGAUACAGAAGCUGAAGAUGGAGAUGAAUGAGCAUGAAGACACAUUACAAAGACAGAGAAACAUGAAACAAGUGAAUGAGAAAGAAAUAGAGCAGCAAACCACUCAGCUUCAGGAACAGAAAACCAAAAUAAAUACACAGAGAGAAGAGAUAGACAGACAGGAGACAGAAAAAUUGAAAAAUGUAGAAGGAACUAAAACUCAGACAGCUCUGUUAUUUAAGCUGAAGGAGGAGAUGAACGAGUGUGAAGACACAUUACAAAGACAGAAGAAUAUAAAACAGAUAAACGAGAGAGAAAUAGAGCAACAAACCACUCAGCUUCAGGAACAGAAGAUAAAUAUUGAUACACAGAAGGAGGAGAUAGACAGACAGGAGCAGGAAAAAUGGAAACAAGUAGAGGAGAUUAAAGUUCAGACAGCUCUGAUACAGAAGCUGAAGAUGGAGAUGAAUGAGCAUGAAGACACAUUACAAAGACAGAGAAACAUGAAACAAGUGAAUGAGAAAGAAAUAGAGCAGCAAACUUCUCAGCUUCAGGAACAGAAAAUCAAAAUAAAUACACAGAGAGAAGAGAUUGACAGACAGGAGACAGAAAAAUUGAAAAAUGUAGAAGGAACUAAAACUCAGACAGCUCUGUUAUUUAAGCUGAAGGAGGAGAUGAACAAGUGUGAAGACACCUUACAAAGACUAAAGAAUCUGAAAUGGGUAAACGAGAAAAAAAUAGAGCAACAAACCACUCAGCUUCAGGAACAGAAGAUAGAGAUUGAGGAGGAGAUAGACAGACAGGAGAGAGAAAUCCAAGCAAAUGCUAGAAUUAUAAAACAAGUAAGGAGGAAAAAACAGACACUGGAAAAACUGAUGCAGACUGAAGAGAAACAACAACAGUUAAAAACUGACAAGUUUCAGAAACAGGUCACUGAGCUGGAAAAACAAAAGAAACUUCUUGAACAAAGUGUGACUUUAAUGAGAUACAAAGAGAAGAGAAAAAGAGAAGAGCUUAGAGAAAAGCAGAGGGAAGAGCAGAGAGGCAUCAGAGAGAAAGAUGUCCAGAUUCUGCAGGACAUUUAUGACCAGCUGGACAGCAGAUGUUCCUCAUCAAGCUACAUGCAAGACUGUGACACAGAGGGAGUCUUAAGAGAUAAACUGAGAAACAUUGUUGAGAAGAUGAAGAUAGAGGAACAGACUGAUGAACUAGAUGCUUUACAGGAUGCUGCAAGCACCAAUAAAGACAAGGUGUUUGAAGAAAUUCUGUCACAAAGGACCUUCACUGAAAACAUGCAAGAUCCAGAUUCAGAUUUGCAGGACAUCAGAAAAUCAACUCUGAAAAGUCUUAUGGACACUCUACAGAGUCUCGGUCUUGACGAUUUCUAUCCUAACAAAAUGAACACUGAAUCCAUCCUGUCAAUUGGCAGCCCUAAGGAGAAACAAUCAGACAGUAAUGUGGCUUUUAGAUAUGUGCAAAAACUGCUGAUGAUGAACUAUAAAGUGAGAUUUAUUACAGAGGAAAAUGAGAACAAAGACUGUACCCUGUCCAUUAGAACAAGUGGACAAUGUGAUAGAAAAGAUGUCUGUGAUGUUGGUGUGUUUGUUGUGAUGAAUGAAGAUGGCAGUAACUAUGGGGCCAAAUUUGAAACUACUGUCAAGGGCAUCCUACCAUCAGUCAGCGAAGCGGAGGAAAUGUCACAUGAAUACGAUCAUCUUGAUGAAUUUCUCAGUGACAAGGAUGACUCUAAUAAUGCUAAAGGAAAGGAAAAUAUUCACCCAAUGGAUGUCCAGAUGGCAGUUUUCCACUGUGCAGAUAGUUUCCUCAAGCAGUAUAUGAUAAGUAAGCUCUCCUUCUGCCAGUAUGCUCUGCCACUGCUGGUGCCCAUUCCUACAUCUACAGAUAUUGCAUUCCAAAUUUGGUCAUUUCAGCAGACAAACAAAACCUGGAGAUCAAGUGAUGGCAUCAGCAAAACUAAGCCAGUCUGUCAGAUUAAAGCUCCAAUGGUGUUUUUCUGCAGGCUGGGCUCUGUUUCCACUUCCAAAUCCCAGCUGCUGAAUUCUGUGAUUAACCCAAAGCACGACACCUUCUUCCACAGAGACAGUCCAGGCAGCAGCAAGAAUCAUCUGUUCAUGGAGGGGUUGGUGGAGAUUGCCUGGUACUGUCCUGCAGGGAACAAUGAUGACCUUUUUAGUGAAUGCAUUACAUUCUGUAAUCUUCAUGGUGAUGCUGUAAAGAACAGAGCACAAACUGACUUUCUGAGUAAACGAGCAACAGUCAAUGUUGUCCUGAUGGAAAAUACUAAGUGCAAAGAAAGGAAAUUUUUAGAGGAACUUUACAAAUCUUCAAAGCCUCUUAUUUGUCUUAUCAGUGAUGAGCAGAAAGGUUCACAUAAGUUAUCCAACGGGCUUAAUGUCAAAAUUGGACUGAGAGGUAGAAAACAAAAUGAGUUUCAUAAAGAACUGAUUACUGUAAUUACAAAUUGUUUGAAGAAGUGUAAUUUCAGUCCGACUUUCAGUCUUGAGGAAAGCUCUGAGCUGGCAAAACAGCAUGGGUUCAGAGUUGAUGAAGACAGUGUGUAUUGCCAGGAAGGGAAGAUCAGAGCUCAGGAAGUUAUGAAGGAUCUGGAGGGUGAAGACAUCUCAAAAAUCAAGAACAAGUUACUGCCCUAUCAGGGGAAACUGUGGCAUGAUUGGUCCAUUAAGAAAAAACAAAUUCAUCGCACAUGUGGAGAAAUGGAACAUACUAUAAAUGUUACAUCAAAUGAAUUGAACAAAAUAAGGAUGAAGCAAUGUGGCAACGACCUCAAAUUCAUUCAAAAUGUUGUUAAAAAUCUGCUGUCAAAGAGUGCAGUGGAGGAGCGGUACUUUGUCCAGUGGGUUAAAAAUUUUAUUGAUGCCAGGUUUUCAGAGCAGGUUUCUCAAGUUCAUUUAAAAUACAACAGCAAAUGGCUUGAAGUGCAGAAGUUGAAAACUACACGAGGAAAGUCUGAAGAGCUGAAGGUCCUGCAGAAACAGCUAGAAGAAGUUUCAGAGGAGCUGGACACAGUGACAUUUGGUCUGGAGCACAUAUUCAGGGAAAUGGGUCAGAUUUAUGAGGCUUGGGCUGCAGUGCCUGAAGAAAUGAGGGCAGAUGUUUCUGCUUUCCCUGUUGUGGCUGCAGACCUCCUGAUCUCUGGACAUCCCCUGGAGCUGAUAGAUGGAGAUGCUGCUCAUGUCCCUCUGACCUGGAUAGAGUCUGUUCUGGACAAGGUCAUUGAGAGACUGGGAGACCAGAGAGUGUUUGUGCUGUCUGUUCUGGGUCUGCAGAGCUCAGGAAAGUCCACCAUGCUCAACACUAUGUUUGGGCUGCAAUUUGCUGUGAGAGCUGGCAGAUGCACAAGAGGAGCUUUCAUGCAGCUGAUCAGAGUGAAAGAAGAGGUUAAAGAACAGCUGAACUUUGACCACCUGCUUGUAGUCGACACAGAAGGACUUCAGUCUUUAGAGCUGGCUGGAAAAUCAACAUUCAGUCAUGACAAUGAACUGGCCACUUUCAUCAUUUGCCUUGCAAAUAUGACCCUGAUAAACAUUUUUGGAGAAAACCCUGCAGAAAUUCUGGGAAUUCUUCAGAUUGUUAUUCAGGCCAUCCUCAGAAUGAAAAAUGUCAACCUGAAUCCAAGCUGCAUGUUUGUCCAUCAGAAUAUUACAGACCUCACAUCUGAAGAAAAAAAUAUGGAUGGAAGGUGGCGAUUGCAGGAAAAAUUGAAUGAAAUAACACGUUCAGUUGCAAAAGAAGAAGGGAGCAAUGCCGAGUAUUUCACUGAUGUGAUCAAAUUCAACACUCAGACAGAUGUGUAUUACUUUGCCCAGCUGUGGGAGGGAAACCCGCCCAUGGCUCCCCCAAACCCACAAUACAGUGAAAACAUUGAACGCCUCAAACAGGCCAUUCUCAAAGCUGCAGCACACCAGAAAGCUCUAACACUUUCAGAGCUCAAAGUCUGGAUUAAAGACCUGUGGACUGUAGUUUGUAGUGAAGAUUUGUUGUUUACCUUUAAAAACAGCCUAGAGGUUGCAUUACACAGGGGGAGAAAUGCAUAUUUUCAAGCACUGAAAAUAGAAAACUGACAUGUAAAAGUCAUAAAUGUACAGGACUAUAUCACAACUGUUGGAACAAAAUCUGCAUCUGCAUUUUUUGUUUCAGUUUUUGACAUAGUUUGAAAAUGCAUCCUGACCUUUACAUUAUGUGUAAGCUUCAUGAUGAAUGGAUCAAAAGAGAUAACCCAAAAUAACCUGGAAAAAUUAUUUUCAUUCUUGUGUCAUACAAGAGGUACAAAGUUUUGUUCCAACAGCAGUGAUAUAUAGAGUACCAAGAUGAAAUAAUUUUAGGUUUUUACUGAGAAUAAAAUCUGAGCGCCUUCUUCAGUGAUGAAUGUAAGUUGAGUGAAAAACAUAAGACAAAUGGCUUUGUUAAUGAUAGACCAAGGCAAAAUAACAAAAUAUUAGAAUAAAGGAAAUCAAAGAAUGGAAAUUAAAUAUGUAUUAAAUACCUGGCCUUGUAAAGAGAAGGCAGUUGAUGGGGUGUUCAGAGGAAUUUGAGAGAUGUUAAGGCAAGGACAUAAAAGGUUCUGAUAAGAGUAGACAUACUUAUGAUUCAAACACCAUCACUCGGUUCAGCAUUCAUAUUUUGUAUGAGCUUUACAUGUUGGGAACAGGACAUUAUCAUUAGGAAUGUUUGAACACAUGAACCAAGCAAAAGGAGACUCAAAAUGCAUAAAUAAAGAAGACUAUGGCCAGAAGCACUGCCAGACAUUAUGUACACUACAACAAAGAUGCAGGACUUGUACCAUAUGACUGGCAGUCAUAUGGUGAGUGCUCCAGUGAUGGACAUCUGAGUAGUAAUGCUGGAACUAUUUCACGUUUAUACACAAAGUCCAAUUUGUAAGCAAACAGGUGUCAGAGGCCCGGAACCAGUAUAAACUGGGUCAUUAACUGAGCUUUAAUUUUGGUUAUACAAGUUUUUGAUAUAUCCAUGUUUGUUUGAGGGAAAUAAUAUCCAUAAUAGCUUCAACUUAAUAUAGCCAUAUAUAAUGCAUAAAUUACAGGGCAGUAGUGUGGAAAUUAUGAGUUACAUACAAUUUUCUAUAAAAACUAUAUUUUGCCCUUUAAGACUGGUCAUCAAAAUAAUAAUUUUACAGUGAUAGUUUUAAUGAAGAAAAUAUUGUAUCACAAAAAAAUAUUAACAGAAAAAUGUUUGCUGACGUAUUCAACCCCAGUGCUGUGGAAGCUUUUAGUAAUGUGGCAAGAAUAAAAUUAUACUCAGGAAAAAAAAAAUCAAAGUAUGUCUGGAGUUCGCCAUAAGGCAAAAAUAAAGCCUUUGGGCCAAAAAUUGUGUGAUGCAAACCAAAGUAACACAGGGAUGCUAAACAAAAAAGAUUAAUGUGCUACAAUGUCUAAAAUCUCAAUUAAAAUUGAGAUUCUGUGCCACUAUUGGAAAAAUACGGUUCACAAGCAUCACCCAAAUCUGCAUAAAGAAUGGGCUAAAAUCAUUCUAAAACAGUGUGCAACGCUGGUAGAAACUUACCCCAACAGACUUAAAUACUUAAAAGUAUGGCAACAAAAGAUGGGUCUACCAACUACUUGUCUUAAUGGGUUGAAUGCCAACAUCAUUUUUGUGCUUUCAUCUACACUUUGAAAACAUUCUUGAUCCUAAGAAGUGGUAUCUAUUGUGGUAUCUACAACAAAAUGGCCAUAGGCUUAAGAUGUUUUUAUAGCAGAGAAAUGGUAAUUGUAUUGUUAGGCAUGCUGUACCUAUAUUCACGAAACCUUAAAAAUACUCCCCCCCCCUGGUCUUAGGCAUGCAUAAAUAAGUAAGACUUAAGUAAUUAUUUGACUUGUUGAUUUGAUUUGUUUCCUAUAGUAGUCCAGAUAGCCAUGCCAUUCUUUUUUAGUGAAUGCCAACCUUACUUUUUAUGGUCUUUGAUCUUGAGCUACAUGCAUGGUAUUCUAAGAGAACCAACUCAAAUAAAAAAAAAGUUUUAAGAUAUACUUGUUUAUCAUUUUGAGUUUGUUAUUGAUCAGUUUAUUUAAUCAUUUUUAUCAUUGAUCAUUUCACAUUCUUAUAUUUAGAUAUUCAUGAAUCAAAAAUUUUGGGAGAUUCAACAUGCCCUUGAUAAGUUGUGUGGGUUUGUUACAAAAACUGAUAGUAUGCUAAUGCAUCUAAUGAGAAGGAAAGUUGGGUAACAACUGGAAAGUGUAAAUUAAGUUUUAAUAAAUUACCUUCUUCCAAAAAUGA
This is a messenger RNA of Pygocentrus nattereri (red-bellied piranha), 11196 nucleotides long. RefSeq names its product trichohyalin-like. The record is from RefSeq and is a predicted model, not a curated record. The coding region runs from base 63 to 9029 and encodes 2988 amino acids. The transcript is spliced from 11 exons. Gene Ontology annotation, molecular function: GTP binding. NCBI's taxonomy places the organism in Eukaryota, Metazoa, Chordata, Actinopteri, Characiformes, Serrasalmidae.